GCGAAACUCCAAAUAAGUGGGGUUUGUGGUAACGCAAUUUCAAUUCCGGUUGAAAUCAAUCAAAGAUUUUAAUAACAUCUUAAUUGGGAUCACGAACGGUGUUAAAAAUUGACACAACCAGGGUUAUUCGAUUCGUAGUUUAAAAUUUUGGCGCACAUAACCACACAUGUCAGAAUGGGUGACGGCGAGCCUUUCCCCAGUUUUUUCUUUUCGAGGGCCCCUUUGCCUGAACGUGUCGACCUAAUUACCUUUAAAGAGGGCAAAAAGGAUAAGUUUUAUUGGAUGUUAUCAAUCGAUAACGAUUCUAGAAAUAACGAGCCGAUGAGGCACUCGACACUAGCCCCUUAUGACGACAAUGACGCCGAAAUGUUGGACUGUUGCGAUUUGGAGGAAAAUUAUGAAAUCAACCCGACCAAAUCGGGCAAAUUUAUUACGUCCUUCUACGUCCCAAAUGCGUUACAUUCCGUAAUUGUGGGCCCCCGUGGUGCUAAAUUACGAGAAUUGCAAGACAACACUAGUACUUUGAUUAAAGUACCAAAACCUGGAGAGGACCCCAUUGUUAAAAUAACGGGUCAUAGUGAGCGUAGCGUUGCGUCCGCAAGGACACAAAUUGCUCUGCUGUUAUUAUCAAGACGGGAAAAAUUGGCAAUUACUCAUUUCGUCUCAAUUCCGAUUUAUUCCGAUAAUAUUAGAGAUAAUUUCCGCAAGUUUAAAGACGACAUUUUGAAAGGACCAGCCACGAGAGGUGUUGAUGAAACGAUUUUCCAAAAAGUGGAAAAGUUUCACCUCACAAUAGUCACGCUGGCGCUCCUGGAUGAGAAAGAAAUUGACGAAGCUAAACAAAUGUUGAACAAGUGUCAAAGCAAUGUUCAGAAAAUUUUCGCAGGCCGAAGGCCCAAAAUUGUGUUAAAAGGAGUUGAAAUAAUGAAUGAUGAUCCUCAUGAAGUUGAUGUUUUGUACGGUAAAGUGUGUCUGGACAGUAGAGAGGACGUUGAUUGUCUCCAAGAAGCUGCAGAUGAAAUUUUGGAUGUUUUUUACAGAAAUGGUUUGGUGAGGAAACAAUACGAUAACGUUAAAUUGCACGUAACUUUGAUGAACUCAAUUUUCCGAAAAAACGAAGACAAUCGGAGGGAAUCAUUUGAUGCAAGUUUUAUCUUAGACAAGUACAAAGACUACUAUUUUGGGAAAACAGCACUGGAGCAAAUACAUCUAUCAGUCAGGUUUACUUCGGCUCAGAAUGGAUAUUAUCAGUCAGCGGCAGUUAUCACACUGUGAUAAUUUUUGUAUAUUUUAUUUAAAAAUAAACCAUUUAUUUUA
Messenger RNA from Tribolium castaneum (red flour beetle), 1317 nucleotides. RefSeq names its product activating signal cointegrator 1 complex subunit 1. Gene Ontology annotation, molecular function: RNA binding. The transcript has 4 exons. The record is from RefSeq and is a predicted model, not a curated record. The coding region runs from base 175 to 1275 and encodes 366 amino acids. Lineage: Eukaryota; Metazoa; Arthropoda; Insecta; Coleoptera; Tenebrionidae. Gene Ontology annotation, biological process: regulation of DNA-templated transcription; DNA alkylation repair. Gene Ontology annotation, cellular component: nucleus.